UCUAGCCGCCUUCCUUCGGCCCCGCAGCUUUUCUCUCUCCUCACCGUCGCGCGUGUGCCCCUCCUUUCUGUCUCUCUCUCCUCCGCGCGCGCUCCCUCACUCUCCUCCCAUCCGUCUAAUGGAGGCCCUCGCCGGCGCCGCCGCCUCGUCCGCGCUCCUCCCGGCCUUCCCCGCCCACCAGCUUCACUCCCGCGUGGCGCUCCGCGCCCGCCCCUGCGGCCCCCUUCGCGCGGCCGCCGGCGGCGGAGGCAAGGACGACGCCGCCAAGCCGAACGGGACCCCCGUCGUCAAGUUGAAGGUUGAUCCAAGUCAAAACGGAGCUCUCGGUCCGGUCACAACUGACAAGUCACGCACGACCUCAUCAACCAAUUCAACUCCGGACUCCAGUGGAUCCAGAGCUGGCUUGUUCAGAACCCCUAUAUCUGGUGGUGUGCAGAGUGCAACUUUUGCCCAUGGUUUACCUCCACCGGCUUUGGCUGUUCGCAAUUUAAUGGAACAGGCACGAUUUGCUCAUCUAUGCACUGUCAUGUCUGGCAUGCAUCAUCGACGUGCUGGAUAUCCAUUUGGUUCACUUGUUGACUUUGCUAAUGACUCAAUGGGCCACCCAAUAUUUUCUCUGUCGCCCUUAGCAAUCCACACUAGAAACUUGCUCUCUGAUCCAAGAUGCACACUUGUUGUCCAGGUACCUGGAUGGAGUGGAUUGUCUAAUGCUCGUGUCACAAUAUUUGGUGAUGUCUACCCUUUGCCAGCUGAGCAACAGGAAUGGGCACAUAAGCAAUAUGUUGCAAAACACCAACAAUGGGCGUCUCAACAGUGGGGAAAUUUUUACUACUACAGGAUGCAGAAUAUCAGCGACAUAUAUUUUAUUGGAGGCUUUGGCACUGUUGCAUGGGUAGAUGUGAAACAGUAUGAAACUAUUCAACCUGACAAGAUAGCAGUUGACGGCGGCGAACAAAGCUUAAAGGAGUUGAACGCUAUUUUCUCUAAACCACUUAGAGAGUUCAUGUCUGCUGAAGGGGAGGUUGACGAUGCUGCUCUUAUAUCCGUAGACAGCAAAGGGAUAGACAUUCGGGUUCGCCAGGGUGCACAGUUCAACAUCCAGAGACUUGCAUUUGAUGUACCAUACAAGGUGGAGACUCUAGAGGAGGCCAAGAGAGCACUCCAUAAGAUAAUCAAGACAAGCAGCAAAUAAGCCGAAGCGCACACGACCUGCACUUGGUUUCACCAGCCCUACAAGCCCACGCCGUGAGUCGACAAAAAUAACCAAGGAUAUGUAAUCUAGCGUACACAGACGCAAAAUAAGAUGAUUUCUCUUUAAUAAUGAGAAACUCCCUGGCAAGUCCCCAUAUAGUGUGUACCCAUAUGCUUGUAUCGCUUGAACUGUAGUGAAGCUAUGUUGUGCAGCCUGUGCUUGUGGAAGCCGGACGCUUUUGUCGGACAAGCUAGUUGUUGGUUUCUGUGUCCCGGCAUAGUUUAUUUUGACUAUGAUAUGAAGCAUCAGCAUCUGGACUCAA
This is a messenger RNA of Triticum urartu, 1514 nucleotides long. Its product is annotated as non-canonical heme oxygenase HOZ, chloroplastic. The record is from RefSeq and is a predicted model, not a curated record. Lineage: Eukaryota; Viridiplantae; Streptophyta; Magnoliopsida; Poales; Poaceae.